AUGUCCCAUUCGGGGGGUAAUUGCUUAUCGGCUAUCACCACCCACUCCGCGUAUUCAUUGCAGAUUCUCUCAAAUAACCGCUCUAACUCAGGUGGAGCGCUUUGUGCGUCCGACCUGGUUGAAAAAAGAGUAGUAGAGGUGUUGGAUUCCCCUAUAGUGCCAGCUUGGUUGGACCAACCGGCGAAAUCCGUCUUCCUUAAUUGGAAGAGCAAGAACAAGUCUCUCCAUUUUUUUGGGAGAGCAGAGCAGUCAAAGAAUGAAACAGAUCAAAUGAUUGUUCUAGAAUGGCUAUUUCUCAUAAUUGCUCCUUGUGAUGCAGCGGAACCAUGGCAAUUAGGAUCUCAAGACGCAGCAACACCUAUGAUGCAAGGAAUAAUAGACUUACAUCACGAUAUCUUUUUCUUCCUCAUUCUUAUUUUGGUUUUCGUCUCAAGGAUCUUGGUUCGCGCUUUAUGGCAUUUCCAGAAAGAAAAAAAUCCAAUCCCGCAAAGGAUUGUUCAUGGAACUACUAUCGAGAUUCUUCGGACCAUAUUUCCUAGUAUCAUCCCGAUGUUCAUUGCUAUACCAUCAUUUGCUCUCUUAUACUCAAUGGACGAGGUAGUAGUAAAUCCAGCCAUUACUAUCAAAGCUAUUGGAAAUUGA
This is a messenger RNA of Lactuca virosa, 642 nucleotides long. The record is from the annotation of a GenBank genome assembly. Lineage: Eukaryota; Viridiplantae; Streptophyta; Magnoliopsida; Asterales; Asteraceae.